AUGGAGUCAAAGUUUCAUGCUUUUAUGUUCCCAUGGUUUGCUUUCGGUCACAUGGCUCCGUAUCUGCAUCUGGCGAACAAACUAGCCGAGAAAGGUCACCGGGUAACUUUCUUGCUCCCCAAGAAAGCUCAGAAACAGUUGGAACCUCACAACCUCUUCCCAGACAAGAUCGUUUUUCACCCUCUUACUCUCUCUCCUGUCAACGGCCUCCCUGCUGGCGCCGAGACGGCCUCAGAUAUCCCACUCUCGUUGGACAAGUUCUUGUCCGAAGCCAUGGAUCUCACACACGACCAGGUGGAAGCUGCGGUUCGUGCGUUGAGACCAGACUUGAUCUUCUUCGAUUUUGCUCACUGGGUAACAGAGAUAGCUAGAGAGUAUGGGAUUAAGAGUGUGAGUUACAUCGUAGUAUCUGCCAACACUAUAGCUCAUACACAUGUCCCUGGUAGUGAGUUAGGUGUUCCCCCACCGGGUUAUCCUUCGUCAAAGGUGCGGUUCCGUGAACAGGACGCUUACCUUUUAGCAACCUUAUCGAUCUACUACGAGAGGAUCUAUCACCAGAUCACCACAGGUCUUAAGAGCUGCGAUGUUAUUGCAAUGAGGACAUGCAAAGAAGUCGAAGGUAAAUUCUGCGACUACAUAUCGCGUCAAUACAAGAAGAAGGUUCUCUUGACUGGUCCAUUGCUUCCUGAACAAGACAAAAGUAAACCACUAGAAGACCAAUGGAGUCAUUGGCUAAGUGGGUUCGCACCCGGGACAGUAGUGUUUUGUGCACUUGGAAGCCAGGUCAUUCUUGAGAAGGAUCAGUUCCAAGAACUCUGUUUGGGAAUGGAGCUCACUGGUUUACCGUUUCUUGUAGCGGUGAAGCCACCUAAAGGCGCGUCAACGAUCCAAGAAGCGUUACCGGAAGGAUUCGAGGAGCGGGUUAAGGGCCGUGGAGUGAUUUGGGGAGGAUGGGUUCAACAGCCAUUGAUACUGGGUCAUCCAUCAGUAGGCUGUUUUGUGAGCCAUUGUGGAUUCGGGUCAAUGUGGGAGUCUCUGAUGAGUGAUUGCCAGAUAGUGUUGCUUCCAUAUUUGAGUGAUCAACUACUCAACACGAGAUUGAUGACCGAGGAACUCGAGGUCUCUGUGGAAGUGUCGAGGGAAAACACAGGAUGGUUUUCGAAGGAGAGCUUGAGCGAUGCGGUCAGGUCUGUGAUGGAUGAAGACAGCAGCGAGGUUGGGAAGCUAGUGAGGAGGAACCACGCCAAAUGGAAAGAGAUUCUGGUUAGUCCUGGAUUGUUGACUGGUUACGCUGAUAAGUUUGUAGAAUCGUUGCAAGAGUAUCUGGUUUGA
Messenger RNA from Microthlaspi erraticum, 1332 nucleotides. Lineage: Eukaryota; Viridiplantae; Streptophyta; Magnoliopsida; Brassicales; Brassicaceae. The record is from the annotation of a GenBank genome assembly.